This is a messenger RNA of Suillus discolor, 606 nucleotides long. RefSeq lists its product as uncharacterized. NCBI's taxonomy places the organism in Eukaryota, Fungi, Basidiomycota, Agaricomycetes, Boletales, Suillaceae. Bases 1 to 606 code for a protein of 201 amino acids. The transcript has 4 exons. The record is from RefSeq and is a predicted model, not a curated record.
AUGUCUUCAAUCAGACUGGUGUCUUUUGCAAAAUAUGCUCUCGCAAUAGCAAAUAAAUUGAUUGAUGUAUAUGGAGCCAAUGGUUUAACCGGCUAUGACAUCAGAUGUUCUUUUUCUAAGACAAUCACUGUGAGUUCCAUCAAUGAUAAAGUCAAGCACACUAACCAUCAUUUCAUUGUCAAUGCCUUUCAUGGGCAUGCUCACAAUCGCUGUUGUCAACUUUCAAAAGGUCUUGGAAUUGAAGAUCUCGAGACUUGUGAGCAUGUCUUUGUGGGAUCAAACACUGUUGCACCACUUAUACGACAUGCAUCACAUUUUUACUGGCUGCAAUUCAUUGAUCUUCAAUUUGAUCAGUGGGAUCAAGAUUGCUAUGAAGAACUCAGUCAGUUUUUGUACAACAACUACCACCAAGUGCUUCAUGUUAUUAACAAACUCACACCCACCAUCAAGGAGUUGAAACAACAGCUUGAUCUUUCAGAUGCUAAUUUUGAGCAAUGGAAUAUCAAAGAACUGCAAUACCUUGAAGCUCUUGCUACAGAACCAGAGUAUGAUCCCAAGAGGCUCACAUACGUCAAAGUCCUGCAGUCAUUGGCCAAGGCCGAGUAG